AUGGAGCCGAAGAUUGAGUUACAGAAGAAAAUGACUGAAAAUGGCGAAGAGAAGAAGCGAAAUGGGAACAAGUACAAAAAGAAACAGCUUGGAGGAGUUAGAACAAUGCCAUUUAUCCUAGCAAAUGAAAUAUGUGAUAGAUUUGCUGGUGCUGGAUUUUAUGCAAAUAUGAUCACAUAUCUCACUCAAGUGCUGAAUUUGCCUUUGGUAAAGGCAUCCAACACCCUCACUAAUUUUGGUGGAACUUCUAGCUUUACCCCUCUUAUUGGUGCUUUUAUUGCUGACUCCUUCGCUGGCAGAUAUUGGACAAUUGUUGUGGCUUCUAUUAUAUAUGUCCUGGGGAUGGUUAGCAUCACUUUAUCGGCGGUCCUGCCUAAGCUCCGUCCCCCACCGUGUCCGAGUCAGGUGAAUUGCCAAGAAGCCUCCUCCCUGCAGCUGUGGGUACUUUACAUUGCUCUCCUCUUAACCUCUUUAGGCACUGGUGGCAUUAGGCCUUGUGUAGUUACAUUUGCUGCAGACCAGUUUGAUAUGACCAAAGCACAAACAGAUUCAAGAAGUUGGAAUUUCUUUAAUUGGUACUAUUUCUGCAUGGGAAUGGCCUCUCUAACUGCUUUAACUGUUGUGGUUUAUAUCCAAGACAAUGUGAGUUGGGGUUGGGGCCUUGGAGUUCCAACUAUUGUGAUGGGUAUAUCGAUAGUGGUUUUCGUUUUAGGCUCCCGUCUGUAUAAGAAAAUUAAACCGGGAGGUAGCCCUUUUGUUAGAGUGACACAGGUAAUCGUCGCAGCUGUCAAGAAACGAAAUGCUGUCACGCCAAAUGACCCUCACCUCCUGUACGAAAACAAGGAGCUUGAUGCCGCUAUCUCUAUUAAUGGGAGGCUUCUGCACUCCGAUCAAUUCAAGUGGUUAGAUCAUGCUGCUAUAGUCACUGAUUCUGAUAUAAAUGAAUCAAAUCAACCAAAUCUGUGGAGGCUAGCUACUGUGCACAGAAUUGAAGAAUUGAAGUCCAUCAUCCGAAUGCUACCUAUAUGGGCAGCCACAAUACUACUCGUCGCUUCACACUCCCAUUUAGGCAGUUUUACGAUCCAACAAGCUCGUAGCAUGGAUCGCCAUCUGUCCCCCUCUUUCCAGAUACCACCAGCAAGCAUGUCGAUAUUCAGUACCCUAACCGUCCUCAUCGGCCUACCUCUAUACGAGCGCCUUUUCGUCCCUUUAGCUCGUCGAUUCACAGGCAAUCCAGUGGGCAUAACAUGCCUACAACGAAUGGGGAUAGGCUUCGGCGUCAACAUUAUCGCAACUAUAGCUUCAGGCUUUAUUGAAAUCAGACGAAAAACAGCAGCAGCACAAAAUAACCUUUUGGACCAACCAACUGCAGUCAUUCCUAUAACUGUCUUUUGGCUACUUCCACAGUAUUGCCUUCACGGAUUAGCCGAGGUUUUCAUGUCGGUCGGCCACCUCGAGUUCCUCUACGAUCAGUCGCCCGAGAGCAUGAGGAGCACUGCAGCUGCACUCUUCUGGAUAGCAAUAGCAAUGGGGAAUUACAUAAGCACCCUCAUGGUAUCUCUAGUGCACCAAUACACUGGCAAGAACAGAAACUGGCUACCAGACAGAAAUUUGAAUAGGGGAAGACUGGAGAAUUAUUACUGGCUUGUUACAGCAAUACAAGUAAUAAACAUGAUAUAUUAUGUGAUUUGUGCAUGGAAUUAUACAUAUAAACCCAUAAAUGAGCAAACUGAAACUGAAAGCGGUGAUGAAGAUUUGGAGUCAGCUGAGCAAAAUGGAAAAUUGUCAAAUUUCUUAGAUGCUGAUAAAGGAAAUAAAGAACUAGAGUUGGUGAAAAAUUAG
Molecule: messenger RNA, 1842 nt
Organism: Fraxinus pennsylvanica
Lineage: Eukaryota; Viridiplantae; Streptophyta; Magnoliopsida; Lamiales; Oleaceae
Source: the annotation of a GenBank genome assembly